UGUGUUUGUUCAGUCUCUCUGCUACCUGCGUAGUCAACGAAUGGGGAAAGAUGGUGUUUGACAAUAGAACAUUCAGAGUUUAAACUUUAGAAACGUUAGGGUGUCUUCCCACGCAGCAGAAGAAAAAAGAGAAAGAACGAAAACGGAACCAAUCACAGCGCCUGUGAUUUCUUCCGUUUUGUUUUUAAAAUAAUUUAUAUUGGUUAUGUUAUUUACAUGAGAAAGAUUCGUACAACGUAAACAAUAAUAUGUGAAUAAUUGUAUACGUAAUUUUACACAAUGUUUCAAUAUUCAAUAUUUUAUGAACAUAGAGAUAUUUGAUUUGACUGGUGUAAAAGAAAUUUGAAAUUCUAUAAAAUCAAUUCAGUAAUAUUAGAUUAACAGCUAGUAAAAAAUAAGAUAUCUGUAAUUUGUGAGUUACCUUUCGUGUAAAUCGACGCUUGCGAACACGCUUCCCGUUUCUGUCGCCUAGAUGGCGGUUGGAAAUUGGGUGCGAAUCGCGCGGGAAUACAUGGCGUCUCUCGGUGACGAGGCGAUGAGAGGGUCUUUCUCAGGCCUUUCGAAUCAGUGAUGCUUAAAUUGCGGUUGUGUGGGAAUUGCCGCCUGUUGCGUUCGUCCACGCGAAAUUGCAAAAACUAAAUUCAGCGGAAUCGUGCCCGCGGCGUAGUCCGGAUACAUAAUGCUGACGAUAUCGAUGGUCGGUAUCGCAGAAGUUAUCGACCCACUUAAGUUUCACGUUCUCGUGCGUACGUUUGCGCGCAGGUGUCGCCAGUGUGGACGAUACGCGGCAGACGCAUUUGAAAUGUAAACGGCCAAUCAAAUGUUUAUCAAAUUAAAUCGGGCAUCGCGUAAAGUGUGUGAAGUCGCGAAUAGAUAAAAAAACGCGAGUCUCGCAUCCGCGUAGCCGGAAUUCGCGUCUCGCGUUCGAGGCUGACGGAUAAAUAUGGUAACGAGCAUUCCGGCGAAGUUCACGAGUGCGGUGCGCCUUCGCCUUUUCGCGUGUGCGUCGGAAGAGGAAAAGUUAACCUCCAUGCCCAGCGAACGGCGUUCACGGAGGAUGAGGCGAGAGCAGAGAGGCGUUCACGAAGAAUGAGAGGCGAGAGGCGCCGCAGAUGCCGGUGGAUGAUGCGGGGGAUCUCCGUGGGAAUACCGGAUGUUCUCGAGUCGUCAUCUUUACCGGACAUUGUGUGUUCAAGGCUUCAGGCAAGGAAAGGCGAUUCUUUUGUCUUACCGCUCUGGAGAUGCUGGAUGGUCAAACUUUAAAAUACUUCUUGAAAUCGGAUCUAGAUUCACGAGGCGAAUGAAAGACUCGGGAGGACGCAAAAGACAAUAUAUUGGCAGUACAAAAAAUACCGGUGUCAGGAUUAUUACUCCGGGGCAAGUGGCUCGACGUGACAGCUGCGAGCGGCCAAAGGCGAAGUUCGCAGGAUACUCGAGUAUCACCAGCCCGCCGAAAAAUGUCGGAAUAACGACGUUGCCCGCGGACAGAAUAGGAGAAAGCGAAGGAGGAGGAGGAGGAGGUGUAGUAGAGAAGAAGUAUCGAAGAAAAGGAAGGAGGCAAGCUAUUCACCGAGGCAGUUAUCGCGGAUGAGGCAGGCCCAUCGAAAAGCCACGCCCCAGAAGAUGAGAGAGCUACGGCGGCGAGAGAGUGAAAAGCUCUAGAAUGUGAGUCGUGUGUUUUUCUCUUUUUAUCGUUUACAAUAAUUACAAGAUAAUUGCUCAACGGAACGAGCGCCUCGGGCGUGCGUCAUCUCCGCGCGAUGCGCACAACUGCAGGAUUUAUUUAUCUUCGCCUCUUUUUUUUUUUAUUUCUUCCUCUUUUUCGUUCGUAUCGAUGGUGGCUGGUUACUUUGUGAGCGGCUAACAUGCAGGAACAAAACGACGCGACGCGACGUCGUGGUCGAACCGUGGAGAAUUCAUCGUUCUUAUCGCGAUUUGUACUUAACGCCCGAACAUCUUGCGACGCGCGUAUAAUAAUUACCAUACUCGCCGUAAAUACGAGAUCCGCGGUGUUACGCGCGGGGGAAGGGAAGAGGAGAAGGGGAGAAUGACGCGCCAAUUACUCCUUUCCCAUUACGGUAAAUCAACGGCUCGCGAUAAUUCUCUCGCGGAUUACGGAUGUACGUUUAUGCGCGAAAUAGCAAAUCGGUGCGGUAGCGAUCAUUAAAUCGGCCAGCGGUGGCGACCAGCCCAUGCCGUGGCUAAAUAGCCCCGGCCUGUGGCCCCGAUUUAAGACCGCUUCUCUUAAGAUGCUCUCAGAGACCGCCUGCCACCGUGCUCUCUCUUUCUCUCUCUUGGGCGACCGGUGCUCGGUAGAGACUUAAUAAGACAUCGUGACUCGGCGCAAUGUCAGCCUCUAAGUGAUCGGUUAAUUGUACAUUAAACCGUACAUAAUAGAAUUAUCGGCGGUAAAGAGAGAAAGAAAGAGAAAGCACACACACGAGCCCUGGCUCGUGCCCCUUCUGUAAAAUCUGACCCAUUGCUUAAUCUACGUAUCGAACUAAAAUUAAUGUUCUGACACUUUUUUAUGUGUACCGCAAGCAUUAAAAUGUUUAUGUAUUAUGUAAUUGGAUGAUAGAUUGGGAUUCGCUUCGGAAAAUAUUGAGAUUAUGCUGUUAACUAUAAAAAUAUCAUUUAAUUAAUUUUACGAAAAUUUAAAAAUAACAAUUUGCAAACUAAUCUCUAAUUCUUUUAUAAUAUGUUUCUUCUAAUUUUAUAAUUAAAAAAUAUUAUAUACAUAUAUAUAUAUAUAUAUCAUUCCCACAUAACAUCGGACAUUCUAUGUAUAUGCAUUUUUUCUCCAUAAUGUGAAAAAAAUAUCUUGUAUGUUAAAUGUAUAUACAUCUCAUAUACAUGAAUUGAAUAUACAUUAUGGUAUGUAAUGUGUAUAUCCA
Monomorium pharaonis (pharaoh ant) is the source of this 2894-nucleotide messenger RNA. RefSeq lists its product as uncharacterized. Lineage: Eukaryota; Metazoa; Arthropoda; Insecta; Hymenoptera; Formicidae. The transcript is spliced from 7 exons. The record is from RefSeq and is a predicted model, not a curated record. Bases 1154 to 1591 code for a protein of 145 amino acids.